GCCGAGCAGGAGGCAAGUGGAAGCUACAGCGAGUGGCAACGUCUUUGAUAGGCAGCAGUGCUGGUGAAAAUCCACUCCGACCAAGCAGGCUCGUGAUUGCCAUCGCUGCCGACCGCUACAUUUUGAGCAGCUGCACACUGCACGCUGCACAACUGCACGCUGCACACACAGCUCGCUAGACGCCAUCGCCGCAGCGCAAAAGCAAGCAAAAAAUGGCAACAGAGCCCUUCGCCUGGGCCUCCGACGAAAGACUCCUCCUGCGCGUCGCCCCCGACGCGCCGCUCGCGCUGCGCGGCGCGGUGACGCUGCGCUGCCUCCGGGGCGCCGCGGCGUGCCACGGCCACGUCUUACGACACAAUCAAACAGUCCUCGCGCACGCGACGAGCCCGGCGCUCGUGCUCCGCUACGAGCGCGCCGGCGACGAGACGGUCGAGGACGCGCCGGCGUGGCUCUGCGAUCAUGUUGUCGUCGAGGUGACCGCGGCAACAAACCAACAAUUGGCGGUCACUGAGGCGCCGAACGUGGCCAACAUCGUGCGUUUCGAGGGCGUGGCCGUGGCGCCCGUAACACAUGCAGCCAUCUGGCGGCCCCUCGCGGAGCCGCAGCCCUGGCGCGAGGCAGCAUUAAGGUUCGCGUCCAUCACUUCGGUGAUGGCCCUCGGCGCGCAAAACGCCGGCAAGUCGACGCUCUGCCGUUAUUUGGCGAACGCGUCCACACAAAAGGUCGCCUUGCUCGAUUUGGAUUGUGGCCAGCCCCUAAGCGGCCCGCCGGGCUUCGUCUCACUCAGACUGCUCGAUGGCCCCUUCCUCGCGGAGACGGCCGCCGACAGCAAUUUUGAGCGACGGAUAUAUCUCGGCGCCACCACGCCCUCGGACGCGCCCGACGCCUACGUCGCGGCCGCCGCUUUACUAAAAGCGCACUGGGCCGCACACUUACGAGACACGAAGCUCGUCGUCAACGCCUGCGGCUGGGUCACGGGUUUGGGUGCCGAGAUUACCGCUGGUUUGAUUUCCACCAUAACGCCGGACGCGUGCUGUAUUUGUGGCGACGACGCCUUUUCUCGGAGGCCGCCGCUAUGCAACGUGAUCCCGAGCCGCAUCGACUGCGGAUCCAUAAUCUGCGAGAAUCGCGGCGCGCCGGCGGCCGCGCGGCGCGUUUUGAGGCUCGCGGCCUACUUUUCCCAGAAACUGAACGUGGACACCGGCCCGCGCGACGCGAACGGCGCGUUAGCCGACGCGACGGGCCGCGUCGCCGACGCAAUAUGUCGCGCGCGCGGGACGCGGCUCGCGCUCUCUUCUACUGUUUUGGUAAUGGUCGGCUCCGCGCGCGACGACGCGCCCCGUUGUGGCGAGGAAGCCGUCGAAGUCUUGCGGGGCGCGUUGGUGGCGGUGGCUUCAUCCAUCGAUGAUGUGCCUUUGCUAAUACGCGCGACGGCGGCGACGCCUGGAGUAGCUCUAGGCGGCGCGUGGAGCGACGCGUUACAUUGCCGCGGCCUCGCGCUCGUGCGGGACGUCGGCCGCGGGUUCGUGGACGUGUACGCGCCCUUUGAGGUAUGUGAGGGCGACCUCUUGCUGCGGGGCGUGCUGGCGCCGCCCGUCGAGCUGCUGUACCGGGGUCCCGACCACGUGCGCUUCGACUUUUUGUCGUCGGAGUCGGUCGGUGCCGACCACGCCAUGCGUGGGCGGGGCGGGAUCAUGCGCAAAGCGGCGAAGCGCGGGCGUGAUGAUGAUGAUGAUGGCCGCGCGUCGCCCGGGCAUUACGGGCCCGCCAGCUAA
This is a messenger RNA of Pelagomonas calceolata, 1775 nucleotides long. Lineage: Eukaryota; Pelagophyceae; Pelagomonadales; Pelagomonadaceae. The record is from the annotation of a GenBank genome assembly.